Eutrema salsugineum is the source of this 1517-nucleotide messenger RNA. RefSeq names its product nitrilase 2. NCBI's taxonomy places the organism in Eukaryota, Viridiplantae, Streptophyta, Magnoliopsida, Brassicales, Brassicaceae. Gene Ontology annotation, molecular function: nitrile hydratase activity; nitrilase activity. The transcript is spliced from 5 exons. The coding region runs from base 127 to 1185 and encodes 352 amino acids. Gene Ontology annotation, biological process: detoxification of nitrogen compound. The record is from RefSeq and is a predicted model, not a curated record.
AUACGCUUCUUGCAUAUCAACCAUUGGUAAAAGAUAACAUUAAAGUCUGUAUAUAAAUAUAUAAGUAUUGCCUCUUAACUCUCUCUGUGUCACCAACAUAAGAAAGAAGGCUUUGAGGUUUGAGAUAUGUCUGGUAGUGAAGAUAUGUCAACUCUCAAAAACACUUCUCCGGUUUCUCUGGUUAACGGCAAUUCCUCAUCCUCCAUCAUUCGAGCUUCCAUCGUCCAAGCCUCCACUGUCUAUAACGAUACUCCCAAAACUAUAGAAAAGGCAGCGAAGUUAACUGCGGAGGCGGCAAGCAACGGAUCUAAGCUGGUGGUGUUCCCGGAGGCUUUUAUCGGUGGCUAUCCUCGUGGGUUUAGGUUUGGUUUAGCGGUUGGUGUUCAUAACGAUGAAGGUCGUGAUGAGUUCCGAAAGUAUCAUGCUUCUGCCAUUCAUGUUCCUGGCCCUGAAGUAGAAAAAUUGGCGGAGGUGGCUAGGAAAAACAAUGUGUAUUUGGUAAUGGGGGCUAUAGAGAAGGAUGGUUAUACACUCUACUGCACAGCCCUGUUCUUUAGUUCCGAAGGCCGGUUCUUGGGUAAGCACCGUAAACUCAUGCCAACAUCUCUCGAACGUUGCAUCUGGGGUUAUGGGGAUGGAUCAACUAUCCCUCUUUACGACACUCCUGUUGGCAAACUUGGUGCUGCUAUUUGCUGGGAAAAUAGGAUGCCUCUCUACAGAACUGCCUUGUACGCAAAAGGAGUUGAGAUUUAUUGUGCACCUACGGCUGAUGGUUCAAAGGAAUGGCAAUCGUCGAUGCUUCACAUUGCCCUCGAGGGUGGAUGUUUCGUCUUGUCGGCUUGCCAGUUUUGUCAGCGUAAAGAUUUCCCUGAUCAUCCUGAUUACCUGUUUACCGACGCUGACGACUACAAAGGAGAUGAUGCUAUUGUCUCUCAAGGCGGUAGUGUCAUUAUUUCACCAUUGGGAAAGGUUCUUGCUGGACCCAACUUUGAAUCAGAGGGUCUCGUCACAGCUGAUCUUGAUCUUGGUGAUAUCGCAAGAGCCAAGUUAUACUUCGAUGUUGUCGGACAUUACUCAAAGCCAGAUGUUUUUAACUUGACCGUAAAUGAGCACCCGAAGAAACCGGUUACAUUCGUGUCCAAGGCGGUGAAAGCGGAGGAUGUCUCAGAGUUUCAGGAAAAAUAAUCGAGAUUUGAAAGUCGUCUACUUAUCUUCUCCAUAACUUCUGGUGUUAAUGUCAGUCACAUGGUGGAGUCAAGUUUAAAAUAAUAUGUAUGUCCAGUUCUUAAGUUUAUUUAUCUUUAUGGUCAAUAAUGUAAGAGAACCAAUUGGAUAUAUAUAUAUGAUAAAACCAAGUGGUUCUCUUCUCUUGUUUUGCAAUGUUAUGUAAUUUAUUUUGAAGAACCUUGAAUCUUGUGCAGCUUUGAAACCAUGUAUCCCUGAAGCAAACUUUGAUUUCAUCAGACACAAAAUGAAUUAUGCAUCCUUCUCAGAUUCAAUAAUACUAAACUAGAUCA